Molecule: messenger RNA, 645 nt
Organism: Linnemannia hyalina
Lineage: Eukaryota; Fungi; Mortierellomycota; Mortierellomycetes; Mortierellales; Mortierellaceae
Source: the annotation of a GenBank genome assembly
AUGGCCACUGUGAUUCAGCGAGAACUCUAUGGCGGUGCCAUUACCAUCAACCUCCCCAGCAAAUUCGGCACCAUCAGCCAUGUGCGUGAAGUGCCAGAUCACCAGGAGGUCUUUGUGAACGUCGACGAAGACCAGAGUGUGAUUGUCGAGAUCCUUGAAUUGGCCGCCGAAGCCUCCGACGAUAACUGUGCCGCAUUCCAUUUCCAACAAUUGGCAGAAGAUAACGAUGCCGAAGAUGCAUCUAUCAUCCAGAGCGUCUCAGUCCUCAACAACGCCGAACUCCCUGCUUGGCCCGCGGAUGCAAAGAUCUACCUCCUGUUGGGCCAACAACGCGUCGCAAAAUUCAACGAGCAACAACGCAUCCAACAACAACACCUCGCCACCGCCGCUUCCAUCUCUUCCUCCACAUCCACCACCACCACCACCACCGACGCUCGUAAUUUGGUCCAAAUCAUGAUGGUAGUCGUCCGCCUCCCCCGGCAGGAUACCGACAUCGUCUUGUCUUAUAACCUGCCCCUACAGAUCUCGGAUUCGAGCUCGUCAAAGCAGGUGGCGCAUGAAGGAAAUGUUUCUGAGGCUGAGGGAUGGUUUAGGGAGGUUGUGGGGUCUUUUACGGUUAGGGAGUGGGGGCUUUUCGGGAACUGA